Molecule: messenger RNA, 360 nt
Organism: Dovyalis caffra
Lineage: Eukaryota; Viridiplantae; Streptophyta; Magnoliopsida; Malpighiales; Salicaceae
Source: the annotation of a GenBank genome assembly
AUGGACAGUACCACAAGGCUUGUGCUGACGAAUGCCCUCUAUUUCAAAGGAGCUUGGAUUGAGAACGUUUAUAUAGGAACGCCAAAUAGAUAUCCAGUUGACACAAAGCAGUCAAGAGUGGCCCUUUUACUGAAGUUUAUUGAUCCAGUUGAGACAAAGCAGAUAAGAGUUCAGAGCCAACUUCGACUUAAUUUGACCUGUAUGGCAACUUGGACAAAGGAUAAAGUUCUUGGGGGAUUCACCAAGACCCCACAGCGUUGUAAAAACGCUACCAACGCGGUGUCGACACAAAAAUUUCGAAGUCCUCGGCAAGCGGCCACGUUAGGUGAUGGGUUAUUAAAAGACGUCGUCGUUUGGUGA